GGAUUGUCGUUCAUUUCAUGCUAAUACAGUAAGACUAAUCUUUUCGUUAUAUAUACAGCUGUUUUUAUUGCUGUCAGACCAGUCGGUUUGGUCCUAUCUCAUUUUCUAUUCUGGUGAAAUUUGCUCAUUUGAUGAUCAGAGGCUUUACUAGCAACCAUCUGUCACCUGACAUUCACUGGUUCCUUUCGACAGUCUUCUAGAUCUCGUAAUUCAGCAGUUGUGGUCGUGGGAAGGCGUUUAUUUAUUUAUUUAUCUGUGGUUUCCCAACACACAGGAUGGAUUUUUCCAAACUGCCUAAGAUCCAAGAUGAGGACCGUGAGGGUCAGUUUGGAUAUGUGCAUGGAGUUUCAGGCCCAGUGGUGACGGCCUCUAGCAUGGCAGGUGCGGCUAUGUAUGAACUAGUGCGUGUUGGCCACUGUGAGCUGGUGGGAGAGAUUAUCCGAUUGGAGGGAGAUAUGGCAACCAUCCAGGUGUACGAGGAGACCUCUGGAGUUUCUGUCGGAGAUCCUGUGCUCCGUACUGGAAAGCCCCUCUCUGUGGAGCUGGGGCCCGGAAUCAUGGGCUCCAUCUUUGACGGUAUUCAGCGUCCCCUGAAAGACAUCAAUGACCUCACGAAGAGCAUCUACAUCCCCAGAGGGGUUAACAUUGGAGCUUUAAACAGGGACCUAAAGUGGGACUUUUCUCCUUUUCAGAACCUGAGGGUUGGAAGUCACAUUACAGGGGGUGAUAUCUAUGGAUUGGUGUAUGAGAACUCUCUCAUCAAGCACAAGAUCAUGCUGCCCCCCCGUAGCAGGGGAACAGUCACCUACCUCGCUCCGCCAGGAAAUUAUGACGUUUCUGAUGUGGUGCUGGAACUGGAGUUUGAAGGAGUAAAGGAGAAGUUCACCAUGGUGCAGGUGUGGCCUGUGCGACAGGUGAGGCCUGUUACUGAGAAGCUCCCUGCCAACCACCCCCUGCUGACUGGACAAAGAGUACUGGAUGCCCUCUUUCCUUGUGUCCAAGGAGGAACCACAGCCAUUCCAGGAGCCUUUGGCUGCGGUAAGACUGUCAUCUCUCAGUCUCUCUCCAAAUACUCCAACAGUGAUGUCAUCAUUUACGUUGGUUGCGGAGAGCGUGGAAACGAGAUGUCUGAAGUAUUAAGAGACUUUCCAGAGCUUACCAUGGAGGUGGAUGGGAAGGUGGAGAGCAUUAUGAAGAGAACAGCAUUGGUGGCCAACACCUCAAACAUGCCUGUGGCUGCCAGAGAAGCCUCCAUCUACACUGGUAUUACAUUGUCUGAGUACUUCAGAGACAUGGGCUAUAAUGUCAGUAUGAUGGCUGACUCCACCUCUCGAUGGGCUGAGGCUCUUAGGGAGAUCUCCGGACGAUUGGCUGAGAUGCCUGCUGAUAGUGGGUAUCCCGCAUACCUUGGAGCCCGUCUCGCAUCGUUCUAUGAGAGAGCAGGUCGAGUAAAGUGCCUGGGCAACCCAGAGAGAGAAGGCAGUGUCAGCAUUGUGGGAGCUGUGUCUCCCCCUGGUGGUGACUUCUCAGAUCCUGUGACUUCUGCCACUCUUGGUAUUGUGCAGGUGUUUUGGGGUCUAGAUAAGAAGCUCGCCCAGAGGAAACAUUUCCCUUCUGUUAACUGGCUUAUCAGUUACAGUAAAUAUACACGAGCGCUGGAUGAGUACUAUGACAAACACUUCGCAGAGUUUGUGCCGCUGCGUACCAAAGCCAAGGAGAUUCUGCAAGAGGAAGAGGACCUGGCUGAGAUUGUGCAACUUGUUGGAAAGGCAUCUCUGGCUGAGACGGAUAAAAUCACACUGGAGGUGGCCAAACUCAUUAAAGAUGACUUCCUGCAGCAGAACGGCUACACUCCCUAUGACAGGUUCUGUCCCUUCUAUAAGACAGUGGGAAUCCUGUCCAAUAUGAUAGCUUUUUAUGACCUGGCCCGGCAUGCUGUCGAAACCACAGCGCAGAGCGAUAACAAAAUCACCUGGUCGCAGAUCCGUGAACACAUGGGAGAAAUUCUUUAUCGGAUCAGCUCCAUGAAGUUUAAGGAUCCAGUCAAAGAGGGUGAAGCAAAGAUCAAAGCCGAGUAUGCUCAACUGCUGGAAGACAUGCAGAAUUCUUUCCGCACUCUCGAGGACUAAAAGCAACCUUUGACCUCACAUGUCUCCCACCUCUCUCCUCCCCUGUGCUGUGCAGUGCAUUUCCCAGUGCUCCCUUGUGCAUGUGUACCUCUCGUCUUGAUAUACACUAAAGCUGUUCAGCUGAUCUCAACGAAUGAAAGUCAGAGCCAGUAGCCAUCGCUAAUCUGAAUAUGGUCUUUAUAAAGCAUAAAAGGAGAGUGUUCUCACUCUAUAGCUACAACUGUUACUUGGUGUUUGAACUGUAAGAUUGUAUUUUAGCAUCUCAAGCAAAUGCCUCUGUGAUCUUUCUGUGCUGAGACCCACCACUUGAAGCACAAAAACAAAAUUCAUCUUCUCUUUUUCUCACCACCUUUCCCAUGAGUCCUUGUUGCAUGUGUUUGGAGCGCGGGGGAGCACAGUGUUUAUUCCCAUCUUCUUUUUUCUCUGUGACCAAUAGAAAUGUGUUAUACAAUAAUGGGAACAAUGGAAGUCAGAAAGGGAUCACUGAGGCUUCCCUUAUUUAUUUGAAUCUUGUUUUGUCUCACAAAUGUGAUUUCUGCUCUGUGUGCGUUCCUUUGACUGUUUAUCAUGUUCAUGUGAGUGAGUUUGUUUGAGUGUCUGAGUUGGAGUGUGCAUGGGUGUGUGGGUAGAUUAUCGUGGCUUCUGUAGUGGUACAUUUAUUGUGUGUGUUGUUGUGUGUUCAGUUCCAAAGAAUUAAACAAUUGAAAACUGUUUAAA
Molecule: messenger RNA, 2846 nt
Organism: Ctenopharyngodon idella (grass carp)
Lineage: Eukaryota; Metazoa; Chordata; Actinopteri; Cypriniformes; Xenocyprididae
Gene: atp6v1aa
Product: ATPase H+ transporting V1 subunit Aa
Exons: 15
Coding region: 276-2129 (617 amino acids)
Biological process (GO): ATP metabolic process; proton transmembrane transport
Cellular component (GO): lysosomal membrane; proton-transporting V-type ATPase, V1 domain
Molecular function (GO): ATP binding; ATP hydrolysis activity; proton-transporting ATPase activity, rotational mechanism
Source: RefSeq, a predicted model, not a curated record